CGGUAUCUCUCUCCUCUCUCAUUUAUUUCUUCAUCUUCCUCUGGGUCUCGGCUGUAGGCGCGCCGCCAGUGGGUAUUCAGUGUCUCCGUCCGGCCGCCGUGCCGGAGAAGAAGGUGUUAUUAUGAACGGCGCAUCUAAUAUCCAAGCACGAAUCAAUUGCAAAAUUCAUUCUAUCCCUUCCAGAACCCAUUUCAUUCCAACACUGAUUUGCUCACCAAACAGGAGAAAGGGAAACAAAGUUUCAAUUCGUUGCCGUGAAAGGGUUUAGUUUGGAUUUUGGAAUGGGGAUGCAGUGUAGCUUUCGUCGAAAAAUGUUCACUUCGUCAUCCCAUUUGUCUCCCAUAAAACUCCCAUCUCCAAAAGAAGCACAUUUUUGGUAUGUAAAACCCAAUGAAGUGAAGAGUGAGGCACUUUUAAAACAAUACAUGGAAAUUCUCUCACCAACUGAGAAGGAAAACGUGCUGCUUUUGGGUGGAGAUGAGCACAAGAAAACUGCUUUGGUUGCACGGGCAUUGGUUCGAACUACCAUAGCCAGAUAUCAGAUAGAUUCUCAUGCCGAUCCGAGAUCUUUGAAGUUUAGAAAGAGCAUCCACGGGAAGCCAGAGGUAGAAUGGCAACACAUUGAUCAUUGGGAGUCACCUCCAUUGCAUUUUAACAUCUCACACACCAAUUCUCUUGUCGCAUGCGGUGUUACUGCUGAUUCUCCUAUUGGUAUCGAUGUUGAAGAAAAGCAAAGGACUGUGACAAACAACAUUUUGAAUUUAGCAAGAAGAUACUUCUCCCAGAACGAAUAUGAAUUUUUAAAUUCUAUCAAUGAUUCCCAACUUCGGCACCAGGAAUUUAUAAAAUUAUGGACCCUGAAGGAGGCAUAUGUCAAAGCUCUGGGUGUAGGGUUCUCUGGAGCUCCUUUCAAGACAUUUUCCGUUCGUUUUGAAAACUCUGCCAGAGGAAGCCCUCAUCUCUCUUUGAAUUCAAGUUACAAGGCAUUUGACAUAACAGUGGAUGAUUACCGUGACAAUCGCCAGAAAAUCCCAAGUAAUUGGCAGUUUGCCCUUAUUGAGCUAGAUGGUUCUCACUAUGCUGCCAUAUGCACCAAAAAAGAUUGUCCAAAAACUGCAGGUGAGGUUAGUGACCCAAUGAAGAUGAAAGUCUGGAAGACAGUUCCAUUUGUGGAAGACGUAUGUGUUUCCGGAACGGAUGCUGUUGCAGAAGUUAAUGGCUUGGCAUAAGGGUGUGUUUGGUUGGAGGGGAUGAAAAUUGAUUCCCCCUUGUUUGGUUUAAAACACCUUUCUAACAUUUGAAACUCAAAAGUUUCCCUUCCCAAUCUCUCCCCUCUCCUACAAAAAAUGGUAAUGGAAAAUGAUUUUGAAUCCUAUAUUAAAUAAGUGUUUCAAACAAAACUAGCGGGAAACAGUUUUCCUCCCCUCCCCUCCCCUCCCCUCCAACCAAACACGGGUUGCGCGACAAUGACACCAAAGUUGAGAGUAUCAGAAAUAAAUUGUUUACUAUUGG
This is a messenger RNA of Cuscuta campestris, 1512 nucleotides long. The record is from the annotation of a GenBank genome assembly. Lineage: Eukaryota; Viridiplantae; Streptophyta; Magnoliopsida; Solanales; Convolvulaceae.